UCUGAAACCGGCCGCCGCUCGCCCGACCUUCUGCGCCGGCCUCGCGCCCCCCGCCCGGCAGGGGCCUCGGCGCCCCUCGGUCCCCGCGACCCCGCGCGCUCGCUCGGGGGGCGGGGGACUCCGGGGUCCCCUGCCCCACGCCGCUGCCCCCUUCUUUCUCGGGCAGCCCCCCACCCCAGCCUCUCCCCCAUCCCGCCGCCGCCUCUCCGCCCCCGUCCCCAUAUCGUCAAGCUCAGGCGGCGUGGGAGGGGGGAGCCUCCCGAAUCGGCAGGAUGUACCCCCAGGGAAGGCACCCGACCCCGCUUCAGUCCGGCCAGCCCUUCAAGUUCUCAAUCUUGGAGAUCUGCGACCGCAUCAAAGAAGAAUUCCAGUUUCUUCAGGCUCAGUACCACAGCCUCAAGCUGGAGUGUGAGAAGUUGGCCAGUGAGAAGACAGAAAUGCAGCGACAUUAUGUCAUGUACUACGAAAUGUCCUACGGGCUCAACAUUGAAAUGCAUAAGCAGGCUGAGAUUGUGAAGCGCCUCAGUGGUAUCUGUGCUCAGAUUAUCCCCUUCCUGACGCAGGAGCACCAACAGCAGGUCCUGCAGGCCGUGGAGCGGGCCAAGCAGGUGACCGUGGGGGAGCUGAACAGCCUCAUCGGCCAGCAGCAGCUCCAGCCGCUGUCCCACCACGCCCCCCCUGUGCCCCUCACCCCUCGCCCGGCUGGGCUGGUGGGCGGCAGUGCCACGGGGCUGCUGGCCCUGUCGGGAGCCCUGGCCGCCCAGGCUCAGCUGGCCGCGGUCGCCAAGGAGGACCGGGCAGGCGUGGAGGCCGAGGGGUCCAGAGUGGAGAGAGCCCCGAGCAGGAGUGCAUCCCCCUCACCCCCAGAGAGUGUGGCGGAAGAGGAGCGACCCAGCGGCCCGGGUGGCAAUGGGAAGCAGAGAGCCGAGGAGAAGGAUCUGUCGGGACCUUAUGAGAGUGAUGAGGACAAGAGCGAUUACAACCUGGUGGUGGACGAGGACCAACCCUCCGAGCCCCCCAGCCCAGCAACCACCCCAUGUGGAAAGGCACCCAUCUGCAUCCCUGCCCGUCGGGACCUGGUGGACAGUCCAGCCUCCUUGGCCUCCAGCCUUGGCUCACCGCUCCCCAGAGCCAAGGAGCUCGUCUUGAACGAUCUUCCUGCCGGCACCCCUGCCUCCAAGUCCUGCGACUCCUCCCCGCCCCAGGACGCGUCCACCCCUGGGCCCAGCUCCACCAGUCACCUCCGCCAGCUCGCGGCCAAGCCAGCACCUUCCACGGACAGUAUUGCCCUGAGGAGUCCCCUGACCCUGUCCAGUCCCUUCACCACAUCCUUCAGCCUGGGCUCCCACAGCGCCCUUAAUGGGGACCUCUCUGUGCCCAGCUCCUACGUCAGCCUCCACCUGUCCCCCCAGGUCAGCGGCUCUGUGAUGUAUGGACGCUCCCCCAUGAUGGCAUUUGAGUCUCAUCCACAUCUCCGAGGGUCGUCCAUCUCUUCCUCCCUGCCCACCAUCCCUGGGGGAAAGCCGGCGUACUCCUUCCAUGUGUCUGCGGACGGGCAGAUGCAGCCGGUGCCCUUCCCUUCUGACGCGCUGGUGGGCGCCGGCAUCCCGCGGCACGCGCGGCAGCUGCACACGCUGGCGCACGGCGAGGUGGUCUGCGCGGUCACCAUCAGCGGCUCCACGCAGCAUGUGUACACGGGCGGCAAGGGCUGUGUGAAGGUGUGGGACGUGGGCCAGCCGGGCGCCAAGACGCCAGUGGCCCAGCUGGACUGCCUGAACCGGGACAACUACAUUCGUUCCUGCAAGCUGCUGCCGGACGGCCGGAGUCUGAUAGUGGGUGGUGAGGCCAGCACCUUGUCCAUCUGGGACCUGGCGGCCCCCACCCCUCGCAUCAAGGCGGAGCUGACCUCCUCGGCGCCCGCCUGCUACGCCCUGGCCGUCAGCCCCGACGCCAAGGUCUGCUUUUCCUGCUGCAGCGACGGCAACAUCGUGGUCUGGGACCUGCAGAACCAGACCAUGGUCAGGCAAUUCCAGGGCCACACGGAUGGGGCCAGCUGCAUCGACAUUUCUGAUUACGGCACUCGGCUCUGGACAGGGGGCCUGGACAACACCGUGCGCUGCUGGGACCUGCGGGAGGGCCGCCAGCUGCAGCAGCAUGACUUCAGCUCCCAGAUUUUUUCCCUGGGCCACUGCCCCAACCAGGACUGGCUGGCGGUCGGCAUGGAGAGCAGCAACGUGGAGAUCCUGCACGUCCGAAAGCCCGAGAAAUACCAGCUGCAUCUUCACGAGAGCUGUGUGCUGUCCCUCAAAUUUGCCUCCUGUGGGCGGUGGUUCGUGAGCACCGGGAAAGACAACCUGCUCAAUGCCUGGAGGACGCCAUAUGGAGCCAGCAUCUUCCAGUCCAAGGAGUCAUCCUCCGUGCUGAGCUGUGACAUCUCUGGGAAUAACAAAUACAUCGUGACAGGCUCUGGGGACAAGAAGGCCACCGUGUACGAGGUGGUCUACUGAGACACCACUCUUCCUGCACCCUUGGCCCAACUCCUGAGGGAGGGGCAACCAGGACCCCCUCUCCAGUCCUACUCUGAGCACUAAAUCUCAUCUGCUCUCUGGCUGACCCCCUUACGUCCUCCCCUGCUGGAUGUGGGACCAGAUGUGCAGGGGGACUUUGGGGAAA
Molecule: messenger RNA, 2673 nt
Organism: Balaenoptera acutorostrata (minke whale)
Lineage: Eukaryota; Metazoa; Chordata; Mammalia; Artiodactyla; Balaenopteridae
Gene: TLE2
Product: TLE family member 2, transcriptional corepressor
Exons: 20
Coding region: 273-2507 (744 amino acids)
Biological process (GO): negative regulation of canonical Wnt signaling pathway; regulation of DNA-templated transcription
Cellular component (GO): nucleus; transcription regulator complex
Molecular function (GO): transcription corepressor activity; protein binding
Source: RefSeq, a predicted model, not a curated record